Messenger RNA from Dibothriocephalus latus, 993 nucleotides. NCBI's taxonomy places the organism in Eukaryota, Metazoa, Platyhelminthes, Cestoda, Diphyllobothriidea, Diphyllobothriidae. The record is from the annotation of a GenBank genome assembly.
AUGUAUACAGAGGAAUCUAAAACUUUUUGGCACUGUGUGCCUUCUACUAAUUUUCCCAAUGUCGUUGAUAUUUUCUUUUACAUUUUUGAGACAACGGGCCUGCUUCUCAACGCUUUCGUUCUAGCUGGCCUCUCCAAAGCCCAUCCCAUUCCACGCACGAGCCUUAUGCUCCUGCGUAGCAUCAGCGUUUGCUGCCUUCUUACAGCAUUUAUGAACUUCCUUGAAGACGUGUACCCUUUCUCAUGGCGCUCCCACAAUUACCACUUUGACCGGCUUGUUUGCAUCUUUUGGAGAAGCCGCUUCUUUUACUGGAUAUUUGUUGUAAUGGGUACUCACUACCUCGUUUUCUUCUGCUUCGAUCGUCUCGCAGUGAUUGAAAAUGCAAGGGAAUACAAAAAUGUGGUAGAAGAGCACAGGAUCCUGGCAUAUCACAUCACGGCCGUCAUCGGUGGGAUUCUGCUUACCAUGCCUCAAGUUCUAACGGUUAACCUACAGGGUGAUACUUGUGAUUGUGCGCCCACACAAGUGAAUAUUCCCUUCCUCUCCGUCAUCUACGCCCAUGUCUACGUUUGGUUUUCACUCAUGUUCAUCUUCGUCACCUGCGUUCUUGCUUACGUCUGCUACAGACUGGUGAAAGCCGUUCGUGACCCUUCCGGACAUAAUCGCACCGACGAUCUCUGUUUAAUGACCCUGCAAUCUGAGGCUUGCGUCAGGGGCGUGCAGUCGGCGCCUCCACUUAGCUGGCGUUCGGCCAGUAUGUGUAUUUUACCCCUGGCGUUGAGUUACUCCCUCACCUUUGUCUAUGAUUGCAUCUACCAGUUCCUGAGUGCCCUCAGUCUGACUACCUUCAUUAUAAACAGCACACAACAGCAGGUUGGAGCUCUGUUACUGGUAGUCAAUACGAGCCUCCUUCCAUGCAUUCUGCUCUUAUAUAUUCCUGCUCUUCGCUCCUUCGUGGUGCUGGUUCUCCAAAAGUUGCGCUUGCACAGAUGA